GAGUGUAACAAGAAAUUAAAAAAGAAAAAAUUAAAAUUGCAGAGUUUCUAAAUUUCUUUUCCUAUGCCAACAUAACUGUAAACAACUGUACAAUAAACAAAAGAAUCUCCGUCUAGAGUGCUUUAGGGUUUUGGUACAAGUAAGAAUGUGAUCAAGUUGCAUAUGGUUUUGAAAGGUUACUUAGAGGUCGCAGGUUCGAUUCACGCCACCCUGAAGGUUUUGGGUUUAACGGUAAGAGGGUUUGCCUCAAGUAGAGGUCACCAGUACGAGCCUCGCUAAGGUUUAAGAGGUGGCUACUGCCUGGCUCGCGGUUUAUUCAAAUUGUGCGGUUGAGCUUUGUUUGUGAGGCGGAGCUUGAAUUCAAUGGUUGCUCAGACAGAAGCAACAACUCUGCAGAACAAUAUUGGGAAAUCUGAUGAAGCGUUUCGGCCUCUUUAUGGUGAUGGCAAGGAAACUGUGCUUUCGACGUCUGUGAAUGUUAAAGAAGGGUCAAAUAUUAGCAACGCAGAAGUUGAGAGUCCCAGAAAAGGCGUAAUUAGCAUCUGCAAGUCCCUCAUUGCUGGUGGCGUUGCUGGAGGAGUGUCUCGAACUGCCGUGGCUCCCCUAGAGAGACUGAAAAUUCUGCUUCAGGUUCAAAACCCUCUUAAUCCUAAGUAUAGUGGUAUGGUUCAAGGAUUACGUUAUAUAUGGAAUGCAGAAGGGAUACGUGGGUUUUUCAAAGGAAAUGGUGCCAACUGUGCCAGGAUAAUACCCAACUCUGCUGUGAAAUUCUAUAGCUAUGAGCAAGCAUCUAGUUCAAUCCUUUGGCUUUAUAGACGACAGACGGGAGAUGAAAAUGCCGAGCACACACCUUUUUCCCGCCUUGCAGCAGGGGCUUGUGCUGGAAUAAUUGCAAUGUCUGCUACUUACCCAAUGGACAUGGUUCGUGGGAGACUGACUGUUCAGACAGAAGACUCUCCUAACAAGUAUCGUGGUAUGGUCCAUGGAUUGUCAACUAUUAUUCGCGAGGAAGGCCCGAAGGCAGUAUAUAAAGGCUGGUUACCAUCAGUUAUUGGAGUGAUUCCAUAUGUUGGAUUGAAUUUUGCGGUGUAUGAGACUCUCAAGGACAUAUUGACAAAGAACAAAACUUUUGGGUUGUCAGAUGGCUCUGAGUUGAAUGUGGUAACUAAACUGGCAUGUGGAGCUGCUGCAGGAACUGUUGGGCAGACUGUGGCUUAUCCUUUGGAUGUAGUACGCAGGAGAAUGCAAAUGGUUGGAUGGAAAGAUGCUUCUCCUGUUAUAUCUGGAGAUGGAAGAAUCACGGCACCUGUUCAUUACUCUGGGAUGGUUGACGCAUUUAGGAAAACAGUCCAGAAUGAAGGGUUUAUUGCAUUGUACAGGGGAUUGGUUCCAAAUUCAGUUAAGGUGGUGCCCUCCAUAGCAAUUGCGUUUGUGACAUAUGAAGUUCUAAGGGAUUUAAUGGGUGUAGAUUUCAAGAUUUCAGAUUAAGAAGAUUUUCUCACUGAUCACAGCAUCAAUUAUUGUUUGAACAGACAAACCACUGUCAAAGUUCAGAAAGAUAGUUUGUAGCAUGUGUUGUAGAGGGAGGGACGAUAAUUCUAUUUUUGGCUGUGAAUCCUGAUUCCUAAGGUCAUCUUCAAACCAUUCAAUUCCAGCAAUAACAGUUAAAAAUUAUUCAUGGGGGAAAUAAGUUGCUGCCAGAAGUCCUUAACCUUGUUAGGCCACCAACUUAAUGCCUAGAGUGAAUAUGCGUUGUAGGCUCCAUCUGCCUUAUUAUUUGAGUGCGAUUAUUUAGUUUUCCAAUAUCCUUGUUCAAUAAGUGCAUUCUAUUGCUGGAUUACAGGUUUUUUGGGACUUCAUUCAAUGUUCCUAAGCUUGCAGUUUUCCAGUUUGUAGCAGCUAUCAACAAUUCCAUCUCAGCUUUUGGGAUAUUUGCAAUCUAAACCACAGUUGCAUUUCUAGCAGUUUUUUAUUUCUUACAUGGGUAGCCCCUAUGAUAUUAUAAUAAUAUGAUUAAUCUGUGUACAUAAAUUUCCGAAAUGACAGUUUCUCUUUCUGCUCGUUU
This is a messenger RNA of Cryptomeria japonica (Japanese cedar), 2065 nucleotides long. RefSeq names its product mitochondrial adenine nucleotide transporter ADNT1. Gene Ontology annotation, biological process: transmembrane transport. Lineage: Eukaryota; Viridiplantae; Streptophyta; Pinopsida; Cupressales; Cupressaceae. Bases 364 to 1488 code for a protein of 374 amino acids. The transcript is spliced from 8 exons. The record is from RefSeq and is a predicted model, not a curated record.